CUCCAACUAGCAGUGAUAAUGUUACAACCUUUCUUAUUUUGGAAAUGCUUUUCACGAGUUUCGCAUGUUCUGGUUUUGAAGUUGACAAGCAAAGAUCAACUUUAAUGGUUGUCACGUCACGAUCAGGGUUUAGAUAGUGAAGGGGUCCCCUCCAAUACAAGGAGGUCUGGAAAUUGAAGUAAAAGUUUACGUUGUUUUUAAAGACAAUGUUAAAAAUUUUGGAAGAAAACUUUCAGUUAAUUUUUCAUUUGGAUCAGAGUAUGAAGAUGAUACAAAAUUUAUUUUAAAAAAGAUGGCUAGAAAGAGCACCGUUGACAAUGAUUUGUUAUCUGUAUGACAUAAGAUGCCUUCUAGAUUAGUAUUCAAUACUUCAUUUAUCACAUUCUUCACCCAUAUCCAUGUAUCAAUACCAUUAACAAGAGGUAGUGUCUCAGCAGCAAGAGUGCUACGCGCAACUCUCUUAAUCAUCUUAGACUGCCAUGUGAUAGGUGCCAUAAAAUUUUCAACACCUUUCAGGAAAAUAAAAAUUCAACUUUGAGAGCUGCCAUCUUGAAGGUUCCCAAAUGAAGCAUCAGAAUAUAAGAUCAGUUGUAAUGGAAGCUUAAGCUUCCAAAAUUUCAAGGAAAUUUUGGGAUCCAAUUUCAACUUCUUUACCACUUUAUCGGCUCUCAUGACAUUAUCAACUACUGCAUAGUUUAGUUUUGUGCUUAGCUGGCACACAUCAAAUGAAAUGUCAGGCCUUGAUUGAGAUGACACCCAGUUUAGUUGCCCACAUAUGCACCGGAAGUUUGAUUGUUCUUCAUGUGAUAGUUGUCACAUUCUUAACCCCAAGCUGAUUUAGCUUUUCCUUCACACGUAGAUAUACCAAGCUCUUGAAGCAUCAGCAAGGCCGUGUACAACUUUAUUUAGUUCCAAAACACACCUGUUGUGUUUGCUUCCUUUGGGGGCUUUAUGAUGACCUCUCUAUCAAUCUGGUUGCCUUGAAAAAAUGUUGUCUUGACAUCUAAGGUGUGACAUUCCCAUUCUUAGGUUGCUAACAUCGUAAGUACAAACCAAAGACUUUCUUUUGAAAAAGUUGGGGAGUCCUUAGUCAGAUUUUUGAGCUCUUCUUCUUCUUCGAAACCUGACCAAACGAGUUUAACUCUUUUUUAUCCCUUCAUAUUCUUUGUUGUGGAUAUUACAGAUUAACCCUUAUCUUCUAUGGUGAAGAAAACUUUGUUGUCCUCCCAAUUGGCUAAUUCUUUAUACUUUGCAUUUAGGACCUCAUCUGAGUCGAUAAUAGUACUUCUUCAGUUUUGUUUGUCUCAAGAACAGGUUGCCAGUCACUCACACAUCUUUUGAAAUCUGGCCAAUUUAUUUCACCUGUGUCUUCAUUUUGGACAUUUAAACAGUUACCGUACUGUCUGCCUUCUUUCCCUUUUUUGUUUACUUUUCCUGCUCUGCUGUGGACUAAUCCCCUUGUCCAUUCACUGUCGGGAGUUAGCUUGUAAAUGAUUUUUGUCUUCAACUUUGGUAUUCCUUAAACUGUUGACGAAUUGCUAACAUUUCGAUUGGUUGUGAUUUCAUUUGUUGAUAUCUUGUGUGUUGUUGUUUCAUUCAUUGAGGCACUGUCUGAUGUUGUUUCUUUUGUUGUUUGUUAUUUUGUUGUUUUCUCAUUUUCUGGGUCUUCUGUAUUAUUACUGUCAAAAUCAUCUGCAUCAACACAUUCACCAAAUUGGUCUUGGUCAAUCUUCUGCAAGCGACACAUGUGUACUCUAACAUAACUAACAUAACAUGGUGUUUUACAAGGACUUGUUUAUUCUCCUGUCCAAUUACAGUGCCUGGUCCAUGCCAUUUUUAACUGUCUUUUCUCUUAUAGAAAACUCUAUCUCCAUUGAUAUAUCGCUCAUCAUUGUAACACUGAACAAUAUGCCUCAAUGCUCUUCGUAUACGCUCAGAAGACUCUGCUGCUAUAAAGGCUCUUUGUGAUGCAUGCAUUACAGCAAGGUUAUGGGCCACGGUUUUACUUGAAACUGUGUCAUUCAUAGCUGGCAAAUGAUCUGUGAGGAUGCAGGGAUAGUUGUGAUUUUUACCAUAAACAAGUUGAUUUGGACACUGUGUAUAGUCAAAAACAUAAAAAAUUUGUAGCAUUUGGGUUGCCAUAUUAGUAAUUGUGAGACCGAAAUAAUGGCAUCACCUCCACCUCCAAAUGCCUAUGAAAUUCAUGAAGCAUGCCAACAAGGAAAGAUAAAGAAAGUCAAAGAAAUGGUUAAAGACCAAAACACAUCGUCACUGGUCAAUGUAGGGGCGGGUGUAUUUGGAUACACACCUUUACAUGAAGCCACAAGUAGUAGAAACAGCCAACUUGUUGAACUGCUGAUAAAUAAAGGAGCUGAUGUAAAUGGGAAGUCGAAUGGAAACUACACACCAUUGCAUAUUGCAGCAUCAAUUGGAGAUAUUAAAUGUAUUGAGGUUUUGUUGAAAUACAAUGCCAGUGUGACAUUGUUAGAUGAAUUUGGUAAAACGCCUCAUAGAACUGCCGUUCUGAAUUGGAAAAAAAAAGCUGCUAGAGUUUUGAAGACAGCAGAGGUAAAAGAUGCUGUCCAAAAGAACAAUCGUCAACUAGGAAAAAUGAUACAAUCUCUUCAGUGUGGCCGCGAUGUUACAGAUACUUGUUUUAACGAAUGCUUAGAAAUUGCUGUUGAACACAAUAACCAUUUUGCAGCAGGAUUUAUCAUACUUCGCUCGCCUGACAAUAUUACAGAAUGUCUAAAGAAAGCAAUGCAAAAUAGGAAAAACCCAGAAGUCUCCGCCAUGUUGUUGCUUUGUGUUGCAGCUCAAUGCGGUGAUAUAGACCUUCUUGAUGUACUCUGCAGACCUGAUUAUGUUCAUCAAAUGGAAGGAACGUAUGAUAGGUCUAUACAAAGUGAUUGUUUGCCUCAAAAAGUGCUUUAUUCUGAAGUCCUUGAGGAAUUAAGGGAGGCAGUCAAGAAAAUUGAUCACGCAUUUCCUGUAAGUCUAGCAUGCAACAAAGAGCGCUUUCCUGCAGCAAGAUGUCUGCUUUUCAAUAUAUAUUGUUGUGAACCGAAAUUAGAAGCAGACUGGCAUGGUCUUGCAAUCCCGUUACUAAAACCUGAAUGGAUUGAAGAUCUGAAGACUUACAAAAAGCUCUUUUUCAGCUGGAACAGUUUAACUGUGCUACCAAACAACAUGGCGUGCUUAAAAAAUUUGUUGCGGCUUGACCUGCAGCAUAACAGUCUUCAAGCAAUACCCGGAUGUUUGCUACAGUUGCCUAUGCUCAGGAAUUUAAAUAUCUCCCAUAACAUGAUACAAAGUUUGCCAGUCGUUGAUCGAUGGACUUCAUCUUUAAAUAUAUUAGACAUCCAAGGCAACUUUUUGUAUACAUUCCCCGAAUGUGUGGAUGGUGCAACAAUACAGUAUUUGAAUCUAGCCGAUAAUCGUCUUGUGAAAAUACCAAAUGGACUGUGCAAACUCAAAUCUUUGACUUCGUUAGAUAUUGGUGGAAAUAAAGAGAUUCGCGAUUUGCCAAUGCAAUUGGGGAAGUUGUCGAAACUCAUGGAUUUAAGUCUGAAAGGACUGCAGAUCACCGAUCCGCCAUUACAUCUUCAAAAAAACACAAGGACACUCAUGCAAUUUUUGAAAGCACAGCUACGCUCAGCGGAGCCAUACUACACAAUGAAAUUAAUUUUGAUUGGUCGAGCGAAUCACGGCAAGACAACAUUGGUUCAUCGUUUGAAAGGCGAUGAUGCUUUUAACAACAACUUGUCAACUCAAGGCAUAGACAUACAUAAGAUUGAGAUUCGGAAGAAGAUUUUCAACCCGCCUCCUGCUUUCAUUUUUCGUGUUUGGGAUUUCGCUGGUCAAGAGGAUUACUAUGCCACGCACCAGUGUUUUCUAUCUGCACGCUCACUCUACUUACUGAUAUGGGACUUGACUGAUGGAGAACGAGGAGUCUGGGCAUUAAAACCUUGGCUCGAUAACCUAGUGAUGCGAGUGCCAGGCUGCACUGUGAUUAUCGUGGGCACCAAACUGGAUAUGGUGCGCGAAGACAACUUACAGACCUACCAACAAUGGAUUGCGGGUAAAAUCGAGGAGCUAAAGGCGUCUGAAUCUAGAUAUUCGAAAAUCAACAUCAACAUUGUAGCAAGCUUGGCUGUUUCGUGCGAUACGAAGUUCAAAGACUACAAAAAUAUCAUGGAGAACCUGCGCAUGCUCAUUUACGACGUGGCCGAUCAAAUGACGCAUGGUAAGCAAGGCAUAAAAGUAAUGGGCGAGCAAAUACCGCUUAGUUACAAGUAUUUGGAGAGACUACUUGACGAGCAGCAAAAAACCAAGCUGCGAAAUAAGGAGAUACCGAUCUUGAAUCGUGAAGAGUUUCUGAAGAUAGCUACAAAUGUGAAAUGUCCUCGAGAUAUAUUGGAAGAGGAGGACAUUGAGGUGGCGACAAAGUUUUUGCAUAAUAUUGGGACUAUUCUCCAUUACAACGACCCCAACCAGGAUUUAAAAGACCUUUAUUUUAUCAGUCCGUCAUGGUUGUGUCAACUCAUGGCAAAAAUUAUCACUGUGAAAGCCGCUCACAAUUUCUUCAAGAACGGUAUCCUAGAAACGAAGUGUAUCAAACUUAUUAUCGGCGACAUGGAAGAAUUCCCGCCAAAAUUUUAUGAGAAAUAUAUGAGACUGCUGUAUCGUUUUCAAAUAGCUUGCGAAGUAGACCACCAUCGAAUUUUGGUUCCCUCUAAACUCCCCGAUAAAAAGCCGGACGUGGAUGAAAACGUCGAUUCUCGUGAUUUGCUAACACGGUACCAUUUAUUCACGUGUAUUCCGUAUGGGUUUUGGUCGCGUUUUAUGAGCCGAGUACUCCUAUUGAUGAGCGAAAUGCUGUCAACAAGUUAUAGCUCUUAUUCGCACACUUCAUCAGAGAUGAAAAGUCCUGCGCCCAACUUUGGUAAUGAUAACCCGGAGGUGAAAGAUGAGGAAGAACAAGCAGAAGAAGAAGUUGACGAUAUCGGAUCAUUGUCUUCAGUUACCGUAAGUUGUAUGGAUGACGAUGUGGAAGAACCUAAAACUCCGACUAUAAACGCUAAUCAUGUCGCCGGUGUCGUGUAUGUCAACGCUAACGGACCCGGGGAUAAAUUUCUCUUCCGAAGUUCUUCCAUUCAAAUGUUUGCAAGCAACGAGUCGUCAAAUACAACGACCUCUUCCCCCGACGUCAAAUAUGGCGACAGCAACCACAACGACCGCACGUGGAGUCCACAAUCGCUGGAAUAUAAUAGCGAUCAAGAAAAUUUCAAUAGUAUGGAACAAAACAGCGCUCCAACGACGGACGAGUUGGGUGGUAACUUCAAUUCUGACGUAGCGUCGCCGUCAGAAAAUGUCGAUAGCGUGAAUAACUCUUUCCCUGAUGUGUUGGAUAACGGUGACGUCAGAAGUUGUGAAAAUAAACAAGACGAGUCGGAUGAAACAAAUAGAAACAGUGAAAAGCCAAGUAAAGAAGAACCCACUGAUGAAAUAGUGGAGAGGAAACUAAAAGAAGAACAUGAGGCCAAUAAAUUAAAUCAACUAAUCUAUAACCACGUUAACAACGAAACAAUAAGCGAGUCAGACGAUUCAAGCGAUUCGUUUGAGUGCCGACACGGCUCAGUGGAUUCACAUAAGUCGAAUCUACCACACCGCGUACUUGAAUCAUUCAUGGCUGAAGAAUUUGCUGCGAAGGAGUCCAUACCUUCGCUCUCAUCAAAUAGAGAAGACGAAGACGAAGAGGCGUUUAAGGACUGUGUAGACCUCGCUUAUUUGUUAGACAGGAAAUACCUUCAGUGUUGGAAAAACGGCAUUGUUUUUAAUCAUCCUGAUUUGUAUUUUUCAGUCCAACAAAUUCCAUCUAUCAAAGCAAAAAGAGAAACAAUCGAGACAAAGGUUUCUGACAAACCUCUUGGAUAUCGAGUCCUUGGUGUCAUUGUGGACCACAUCCGGACCCUUGUGAAGGAAUGGUAUCCGGGAUUGGCUGGUAACGAUGGGCAAAACCCCUUCGUAAUGCAAUGCAUCGCAUGUCCAGUGUGUGUCAAGAUGGGCAUUAAGCCACCUCACCUUUUCGAUAUUCAAACAGCUUUUUAUCGCGUUUACAAUUCAUCCGGGAGCGAUUAUUGUAUUCCGUGCGUCCGGUCGCACUGUCCACAAGUCGUUAAUGUCGAAGAUAUUUGUCCGGAACUCGUGUUUAGUGACUUACCAAGAAACUUACAAAUUAACCGGAGUGAGUUGUCUUAUAUUAAAGAGGAGGAUUAUUUACUGGGUGUCGGUGCGUACGGAAAAGUUUACCGUGGUGCUUACAAAGAUAUUCCGGCAGCAGUAAAAUUGUACAAAUUCGAUGAGGCCAACUUAUCUACUGCACUCGACGGAUUUCAUGAUGUGAGGCAGGAAAUAUUUAUGUUGAGCAAACUGCGAAACCAUCCGUAUAUUGUUAAAUUUCUCGGAUUCACUAUGCAGCCUCAUCUGUGUGCUGUUAUGGAGUUAGCCGAUCAUGGAACCUUAAAAGACGCGUUGUACGAGGGCAAAGUUCAAAUCCCCCGAAUCUUGCUCUUUCGGAUUGCUCAACAACUAGCGAGUGGGUUGGAUUUUUUACACUCCAGAAACAUUGUUCAUCGCGAUAUCAAAUCGGAUAAUGUUUUAUUGUUCUCACUUGAGCAUGAUGCACACGUCAAUGUGAAGUUGACUGAUUUUGGAACUGCGAAUUUCAUCAGUCCGUGCGGCAUGAAACACGUGAUUGGAACAGUUGGAUUUAUGGCGCCAGAAAUGUUCGAUUACAAUAGCUCAUCAGACGAGUACACGUGCAAAGUGGAUGUUUAUUCCUUGGCUAUGGUGUUCUACGAAAUGAUUACGUCACGGCGGCCGUUCCAUGACUUGCUCAAUGCCUACGACAUCACGGACGCGCUAAAGAACGGCUCGCGGCCGAUUUACUGCGAUAUUCUGCGCUCCUUUUUUGGCUUGAUCUCCUUGACAGAGCUUAUGAUCAAGAUGUGGAAUCAGGAAUGCAUGAGACGCGCCUCUGCUGGUCAGGUCUUGAAUCAACUUCGAAACACAGCCUUUCAGCUAUUGUAUGGUAAGCGAGCAUUGGAAGACCCGCAGAACCCACGCUACAUGUGUUAUGUGCCCAACACGAAAGAAUUAUGGAUUGUGUGUGAUGACAGAAAAGGCGCCUUUGUGUCAGUGAUUGACAUGGCAACUUCAAAAGUAAAAGACGUUCUUACGAUCGAUGGAAAUAAGUACGGUCUGCCAGUGUUUAACCUGGUUCACAUAUGCUUGAUUGAUGAUGCUCAGGUGGUAAUUGUGCUGCGUGGUAGUCACGAUGUACUUCUCACUUUUUCUACGGAAAAACAACGAAAGAUUUUGAAUUACCACGCAUACCUAGAAGAACACGUGACCACAAUUAUCGCCAAUGACAAUCAUGUUUUUAUCGGUUUCCAACAUGGGCGAUUUGUGCGAAUACUUAAAAAGCAUUUUCUGAAAGGGAAGAUGAAGAAAGAUCCAUUUGAAGUAACUAUCAACGAUCAUCGUCCAAUCCCUGCCAUGGUUGUCAGCGAAAGCAAACUUAUCGUUGCUAACGACAAAUACUUAUAUUUAUACACGAGUGACGUAUCGUCGGACCGUUACUUACAACUAGAGCGAACUCACCAACAUCAACCCGUGAGAGAAAUUAUACUUUCUGAAGACAAACAAGCACUCUUUGUUUCGUUUCAAUGCAGCGCCGAAAUUUAUUUUUACGAUGUUGAAAACAUGCGAUGUCACGAGAUGUCAUGUGAAGACGUCGUAAAGCAGCUAUUACCCGACGCCGACAGCAACGACACAAGAGUGACGUGUAUGUGUCAGGUUUUAGACGUAUUAUGGGUUGGAACAGGCAGUGGACACAUCUUAGUGUACCAUUUUGAUGUAACCUCGUAUCAUCUCACAUACAUAACCUGCUUUCAGCCAUAUAGAAUCGAAGUGCGCAAGCUCUGUGCUAUUCAUCUCGAGCAACCAAACGACGACGGCGUUCAAGAUUUUGUUUUAACUUCGGGAAAGAUUUUAAACGAGCAUGUGUUUGGUGAGAACUCGUUGUGUCAACUUCAUGGAGACUUCCCGCUUGAUCAAGCAUUUAUUGAUCGAGGCAUGGGUAAAGGUCGCGUUUCGCCAAGCGGUAUAACAAUGAGCGACACACACGAUCGGGAGGGAAAGGUCAUCCUUAUAUGGCAGGCCUUAAACUCACGCAUCAUGAAAAAUUUACAAAUAUAAAAACUAUUAUGUUUUAGUGAAGGAAUCAAAAAUAGACGCGGCUUGCGAGAGAAACGUUGUUACAGGUACAUCCAGUCCGGCUUCAUUACCAAUUUUGACUGCGAAUUUUGUUUUGUUUUCCUGGUGGAAAAUUUUAAGCUGAAUUUUUACUCAAAAAAAAAACAAUCCGGAUCGGAAACCAACCAAGUUUAAGAAUAAUAAUUCAUAAACUUGAUUGGCUAUUCUUCUAAUUAUUCCUUUGUUUUCUUAAUUUCUCCGUUCCAGUCCGUAAGAAAAGUAAGAAUGGAUCGGAACAGAACUUGACGGCAAAUUUUAUUAAUUAAAACAAAUUCGAGAAAUCACAAUUUUCCGACCUUAUCCUAUACAGUUCAUUCUUGAGUGGAAAUCACCAUCUGGUGUCAAUCAAAUUUCUGUUAGCUUGCCAAAAGUGACAGAUUUAAUACAGAGAGCUAAAUUCACAAGCUUUUUCUAAAAUGCUUUUUUAAAACAAGGCGAAACCACUACAUUAAAGCAACUUAUACUGCGCGCUGUUGUUGAAGGGAAGUAUCUCGUUUUUAUGACCGCGCUUUUUGUAUUCUGUAUAUAACCUUUUGUUGAUUUCAAUUUUAUCGACCCUUGGUUUUAGCUAAGCGAUGUUAGACUCGUCACAACAAAAAUGAUAUAGUUAUAAUGGAUAGUUCGUUUAACUAAAAGUAAAAAAGUGAUGACGUCACCAUUGUUAUUGUCAAAAACCCAGUGACAAGAUUACGGUCAACGAUUAUACUUAGGGUCGAUGAGAAAAAACAACGAUGUAAUUAUAGCGUAAUUCUGUUCUGUUUGUUUUUCCAGAUGUGCAUUUUAUAGUAAAUUUUAUAGUAAAUUUUUUUAGUGGAUUUUAUAAUGUUUAUAUUGUAAUUUUUGUUAUUUUUUUUCCAUCACUUUUAUCACAAGGUUAUUGCUUUAGGAACAUAAUGCAGUGUUUGUGUAAGAAAAUAAUAGUAAUAUUAAAAACAAAUGGAAUAUCCCCUUAAAAAAUACAUUGUGUGUCCGAGGCUUAA
Hydractinia symbiolongicarpus is the source of this 9299-nucleotide messenger RNA. Its product is annotated as leucine-rich repeat serine/threonine-protein kinase 2-like. NCBI's taxonomy places the organism in Eukaryota, Metazoa, Cnidaria, Hydrozoa, Anthoathecata, Hydractiniidae. The transcript has 10 exons. Gene Ontology annotation, molecular function: ATP binding; protein kinase activity; protein binding. The coding region runs from base 2167 to 8262 and encodes 2031 amino acids. The record is from RefSeq and is a predicted model, not a curated record. Gene Ontology annotation, cellular component: cytoplasm. Gene Ontology annotation, biological process: signal transduction; protein phosphorylation.